AAUGAUCUGGCCCAGUACUCUUCCGCCAACAAACAGCGGCGCGUUGAAGUGAAGUUCUGAGUAGAUGGAGAACUUCAUCCUGUAUGAGGAACUUGGGAAGGGCAGUAGCUCCGUGGUCUAUAAAGGAAGAAGAAAGGGCAAUCUGAACUAUGUAGCCAUCCUCUGCACGGACAAAGCCAAGAGACCGGAGAUCACUAACCAUGUACGUCUCAGUCUUGAUCUGAAACAUCCUAACAUAGUGUCCUUCUAUGAGUGGUAUGAGACAAGUAACCACCUCUGGUUGGUAGUGGAGCUCUGCACAGGUGGUUCCCUGGAGUCAGUCAUAGUUAAAGAUGAAUGUCUUUCAGAAGAUGUGGUGAGGAGGUUUGGAUGGGACUUGGUUCAAGGACUCAAAUACAUCCAUGAGCUAGGAAUCAUUUUCUCUGAUUUGAAUCCUGCCAAGAUCCUAUUGGACGGCAGUGGUAUUCUGAAGUUAGGUAACUUCUGUCUGUCCAAGGGGGAAGGGCAGACACGGGAGGAUUUAUAUGCCAUGCUCUCUACUUUUGAGUGUGAAGAAGAUCAAGAUACCAAAGACAACUUUGACGACAUGCAGAAAAGACUACAAGGUUCUCCAGUUUACAGCCCUCCAGAGGUUUUGCAGGGAUCAGAAACUACUAGGAGCUCUGAUCUGUGGGCUCUGGGUUGCAUACUCUAUUACAUGUACACUGGUAAACCUCCUUUCUAUGCUGAUAGCUACACUGAACUUACCAAGAUGGUUUUACUUCAGGAACCACCACCUCCCAGACCGACAGUGUUUUCAUCCAGUCCUCCAAGUGAAGAUUUCCAGAACCUUCUAAAACGCUUGCUCAACAAAAACCCAGAUAAGAGGAUGGACUGGCCAGAGCUGUUAGAGCAUCCUUUCUGGACAGAAUUACUAAUGGAAGAAGAGCAGUAUGUUGAAGAAGAAGAUGAGGAGGAUGUGGAUGAAGAAGGGGAUCAGGAGGAAAAUAAUGGCUUUGAGGGUGGUGGUUCUGUUAGCUUGAGACAAACAAGGAUCCCUGAACCUAUCUCUCCAGGAGAGGCAGAAAAGCUUCAUAACAGCCGCUGCACCAUUCCCCUGCCAACCCAUAGGGUCACCAAGAAAUUAAUCUUGUCACAGACAACAGCAACAAUGAACGGACCAUCAGACAGAAAGACUGAUCUCCAACACUCUGAAAGACACACAACCUGUGGGACCUCAAGGAACAGCCAGGGCACGGAUGAUGAGGCGGGAAAGGAGACAGAAGGAAGAGGGGAGGUUAAGACAGAAGAUAACCCCAAGCUAUCUGCGGCCCACCUGAUGUGCCACACCCAGAAACCCAAUAAGUCAUUCACACUAGAUAAUGUAUCAGAGCUCAGACCAAAAAGUGGAGUGGAUGAGGACAACACUGAGGCCAUAUUUCUGCUCAGCUCCCGUGCCAACUUGAGUAGAAGCUGCAGUGUCUCAGGCUCUCCGAACUCGACCCCUGCACCUCAGGCCAAUACUGGGACUGACAUCACAUCCCAGGUGAAAGCUCUUCUCCAUACUGACUCUGAUCUCACUGUCACCCCAAUAAUGGACAACCCAAAGAUUCUUAAGAGUCCUCCAGUGCGAUUUGAUCCCAAAACCCUUUGUGUACCGGCACAUUCAGUUGAGAAGCUGCAGUCUCUAAGUGAUGAAGAGUGGACUGUCUUCCUCCUGCAGCUCUGCUCAUCCCUUGAAGACCAGAAUCUUUCUGCUCCUGCCUCCACUCCUCCUCCCCCACCCUCCACAGCCACUCGCUCCAGACUCAACCUGCUGUGCUACCUUUGCUGUGUGGCUGGGCAUAAAGUUGUUGCCAACAGGCUGAUUAACUCAACACUGCUUCCAGUACUGACCCAUCAGUUACGACAAGCUCCAAACUGGGACAUGAAGAGCAAGGUUCUCAGAUUGAUGGGUCUGCUCGCUCUGCAUUGUACCCAACUUGGAGAGGAAAGUCCUGUCUCUGAGGCUGUGUCCACAUUAACAGAGCUUCUGAGAGAGAACCUGAGAAACAGUAAAGUAAAGCAGUUCCUGCUGCCACCACUGGGGGAGUUCCUUUAUCUCAUCACUUCUCAGGAGGAGAAGAGAGGCUCCCCAGAGGGACUAUGGUUCGUUCCCGCUGCCGCCUACACUGGCUUAAUGAGGAGCCUGCGGGAAGGGGAUGACUCCAUAGUUCAUCACAUGGCUGCUAAAGCCAUAGAGAACAUCUCCACCUCCAUCUCUGGCCCCUCCCACCCCUUGGUUACUCCAGAGAUAGGCUCCGCCCUCUGGUACCUGUUUACUCACUCCACUGUGGAGGCUGUCAGAGUCACUGCCAUUUCCUCUCUUUCUAGGCUAACCCGGGUGGUCCCAGCAGUCUUCUUGGCAGUGAUUGACACAUGUGGCCCUGCAGCUAUUUUGGAGGCUGUAGGUGGAGCAGGGGCCAGGGUGCAGCAACAUCUUCUCACUGCUAUGGCUAGUGCCCUCCUAACCUCACGCAUCCACACGCACCGUGUCACACAGAGCAAGGAUCUGUUGUUGAAGGUGCUACGCUGUCUAGAGAGUCCAUCGACAAUAACGAGAGCCAAAACACUCCUCCUGCUACUGCUACUAAUAAAGGACAACACACACACACUGCAGUACUGCUGUCAACACAGACUUGUAAUGUACCUUGAGAGAGACCUACGUAAAGCCACACCCCUCAGAGAGAACCAUGGUCAAUCCGGAUAUCUUUCUCAGUGUCUGGAUUUACUGACUGUAUAUCUGAUAAGCUCUGCAGCACUAAUACUGGAGGAUGUCUUGUGUGCAUUACAAGGUGUGAUUGGGAGGAGACACCCAUCCACAGCUCAGAGUAGACAGCUUAAACACACUCUGCCAACAAUGUCUGUUGUGCUUGAACUUGUUUCAUCACAGGUCUUUAGAGCUCAAAUUAUAUCUGAAGAUUUUCUUGCUAAAACUGGAUCGCUCCUGAAUUACAUCACCUCUAUUGAGUCAAAUGAAACAAAUCUGACCAUUGCUUUAGGUGCAGCAGUAUGUGAGGAGUUGAUCAGGACUUCUCUGUCCAUAGUUGAAGUCCUGAGUCAGCACCAUGCUCUCAUCACUCCACAGCACAAUGUUGUUGUAGAUGCCAUCCUGCCUCCUCUGACGACGCUGGCUUUCAGCAGAAAUGUGGAAUGGUCAGUGUUUGUUUUGAGGGUCCUGUCCGAGCUCAGUCUUGUCCUGCUGGUCCAGGAAAGUGAUGGAGGUGAGGAAGACGAGGGGACGGACAUAAAGAAGGAGGGAGGAGGAGAAAAUGGAAGCUCUCGUAAUCAGAUGUUGACUCUCAUCAAUAAGUCUCUGAUUCAAAGGUAUGAGUCUCUUUUUCGAGCUGCAGAGCCCGUUCCGCUCUACGCACUCAAACUGCUGCUAUCGCUGACUGAACACAGCGGACAGAUGUGCAGGUUGAUCAAACACAGCAGGAUCCUACCAACAGUCCUUCAACUCAUCAUGGCAAACAGCAGUAAUGUUAACAGUGGACUGGUCCAGAAUGCAGUUGCCUUGCUGUGUAAUCUCAGUGGAGUGGAGCCACUAUACCAACAAGGCCUAAUAGAGAUGGUGGUGAGCACCCUUUCGGAAGCAGCUCUAGUCCACCUGGAUGGAGAGGGACAAUCUGGGAGGAAGGUCAGCCAUCUUGUGUUACAAGCCCUGCUGGAACUGCUCCACAACAUCCUAAAACACACUUCUGUUGUUGUCCGCUCUGCACUGCAGAGCCAGAGGCUAUCUUGUCCAGCAGUGGAGAUGGAGGCAGCAGAGAAGCUGCUCCUAGAGAACCGACCCCUGAGCCAACUCAGCACACUCCUCAUCCACAUGCUGUCCACUGAGAACCAGGAGGUGUGGGAUGAGUCUCUUCAGUGUCUGUACCUUCUGAUCCAGCUCUAUGGUGGAGAGGGUCAUGACUGCUUGUCACCGUCCUGUUUGCAGAACUUUUCACUUGAGCUGCGCACACGCAUGCACACAGAGACCCCGAGAAUCCAACGUACAACACUUAGAAUCAUCAAACGACUGGUGCAGACCACUGAGCGAUCUGAUUGGUUUGAAUGUCCAGAAGGGACGGAGCUCAUCAGUCUGCUGAGGGAUAUAACUACAUCCAACAGUUGUCAUGUUGAUGUUGUUCCGCUUGCUGCUGAAAUCCUCCACCUCUGUCCACCUCCAUCCUCUGGAUCCUAAAGCUUCUCAUCUUCAAAUGUUCAAGAAACUGUUUUUU
This is a messenger RNA of Labrus mixtus (cuckoo wrasse), 4241 nucleotides long. RefSeq names its product unc-51 like kinase 4 (gene ulk4). The record is from RefSeq and is a predicted model, not a curated record. NCBI's taxonomy places the organism in Eukaryota, Metazoa, Chordata, Actinopteri, Labriformes, Labridae. The coding region runs from base 65 to 4204 and encodes 1379 amino acids. The transcript is spliced from 37 exons. Gene Ontology annotation, biological process: protein phosphorylation. Gene Ontology annotation, molecular function: ATP binding; protein kinase activity.